GUGCGCGAUCGCCCUUUUCCUGGAGAAAGUGAAACGACAGUGUCUUUCCCUCCAAAAGAACCAAUUGGCGCGCAACGGAAGCGCCAAUGCUGCAAAAAAGGAAAAAUUAGGGCAGAGGUUUCUUACUCAAGGAAGAAACGCACAAACCCUAAUCCUGAAAAGCCAUCCCAUCCGCUCUCUUCCCGUUUUCGCUCGUCGAUUACCUUGAAUCAGGUCGGAAUGGCGGGAGGUGGCAGCAUUAAGUCGAACCCAACGAAAGCAAGGAAGAGGGUGGAGGCCGACAAUGGUGCUUCUGCUGCUUCCAUGGUUCGCGCCAGGGACGGCAGCGCAUUUACCAGAUGUGAAGAGUGCAAGAAGGACGUGGCUGUGGCGCUCAUCGGUAUGCAUAGUUGCAGCCUUGACGCCAAAAUCAAGAUGAACUUAGAGGCUCAAGUCCUUGAAAACGCCGCUGAUGUUAAGACUACGAAGAAGAAGGCAGUCGAAAGGAACACUGGGGAAGUGGAAGAUCCGAAGGCAAAGAGAGCCAAGAAAGAGAAACGGGCUGCCAAAGAUCCAAAUAAGCCCAAACGCCCUCCUACUGCCUUUUUCAUCUUCAUUGGUGCCUUCAGGAAAGAAUACAAGGAAGCAAAUCCUGACUCUAGGGAUGUUAAGAAGAUCGCCAAGGAAGCUGGCGAGAAGUGGAAAUCCAUGACCGAUGAAGAGAAGAAACCUUACUUGGAUAAGGCUGCUCAGCUUAAGGCUGAACAUGGAAAGACCUCUGGUGAUAGCAACGAUGCUGAAAAUGGAGCUGCAGCAGAUAAGGAGGGUGAAGAUGAUGAUGAAGAGGACACAAAGGAGGAGGAAGAGGACCCAAAUAAGGAAGAUGCUGCAAAGGAUGGGGUAGAAGAUGAAUCUGGUUCAGAGUAGUAUCUACUACAUAAUUUCUCAUGCUUUAGCGCUUCUUUUGUAAAUGUUCUCUAUGUCACUCAGCUCAUGUAGUUUAGUUGGGUGGUUGGCUUGUGGGUCCUUUCUCAAUGUAGCUAGUUUGUUAGUGUUAAAUGCUGGUUGAUCCUUAUCUUGAAGAAGCAGGUUUUGUUGUCAUCAUUAGUUUAUCAUGCGAGUGCAAUGCUGGUUACUGUGAUUCAUAUCUUGAAGAAGCAGGUUUUGGUAUCAUCUUUAGUUUAUCAUGUGUGCUGAAUUGGGUAUAAGUUGCUGUUGGUUCUUGUUCUACCUCAACCAAUCGGAAUGCGGGUUUUGCUUGUACCAAUUAUGGCAAUGGUGG
Molecule: messenger RNA, 1261 nt
Organism: Linum tenue
Lineage: Eukaryota; Viridiplantae; Streptophyta; Magnoliopsida; Malpighiales; Linaceae
Source: the annotation of a GenBank genome assembly